AUGGCCUGCGGGCUGGCCUACCUGCACGAGGACGUGCCUCGCUACAAAGGAGAGGGACCCAAACCGGCCAUCGCUCACAGGUAAGAGCACACGAGGACAGCACUGCUGUGUGUGAGAGACAAAGAGAGGUAUUCGAUUUGGGACCUGGUUCGAGCAGUGUUUCUGUUUUCUCGAUGACCUAUCUGGUAAGUUAAGAUAAGGUAAUCCUAUACCUUAGCAAUGAUUAUGCUGAAUUUUUGUUCUCUCUGCGGGCACCUGUGUCGUCAUUCUGCAAUCCGGAGGCAUCUAUCCCUGAGGGAGUCUGUUCUUUUAACAGCACUCAAACCUCUGGACUGCAAUUUUAUUUGACUGCAGGAAAUCAAAUUGUUUACAGUUUAUGCCAUUGGGAAAACACUUCAAUUCAGUUAUGAUUAAACUGUGUCAUAAAUCUAGACAUAACCUUUCUCUGUUGGCAGCAGGUCUUUCUUCUUUAUUCGUGUGUAGUUCAGGAUAAGACCUAUCUUGACGAAAGGGCAAACUGAUCCCAAAUCAGUUGUGGGGCCAACUAAAUUCUAUAUGGUCCUUUUCAGACCUGGGACACCAGGGAAUGAAACUCUCAGGCCAAUCACUGAUGUUAAUUGAACUGGUAGAAAAGAAAACCGGCCUCCCGAGUGGCGCAGCGGUCUGCAUCGCAGUGCUUGAGGCGUCACUACAGACCCGGGUUCGAUCCCAGGCUGUGUCACAGCCGGCCGUGACCGGGAGACCCAUGAGGCGGCGCACAAUUGGCCCAGGGUCAUCCAGAUUGUAUUGUUUCCUCCGACACAUUGGUGCGGCUGACUCCUGGGUUAAGCGAGCAGUGUGUCAAGAAGCAGUGCGGCUUGGCGGGGUCAUGUUUCGGAGGACACAUGGCUCUCGACCUUUGCCUCUCCCGAGUCCGUACAGGAGUUGCAGCAAUGGGAAAAGUCUGUAACUACUAAUUGGAUAUCAUGAAAUUGGGGAGUAAAAGGGGUAAAAAAACAAACAAAAAACACGGUCUGGUUCAGUACGCAGAAAACGUUUUGAAAUGGGGGAGGUACUACCUGAACUUGUCCAAUAAGAAAACGUGUUUCUGUUUUCUGCCGCAAAUCUUUUUGCUACGUUGUGCCGUGUAGUUCAAUAGCCCUGCUGACGUGUAGUUCUAUAACCCUGCUGCCGUGUAGUUCUAUAACCCUGCUGCCGUGUAGUUCUAUAACCCUGCUGCUGUGUAGUUCAGUAGCCCUGCUGCCGAUUAGUUAAAUAGCCCUGCUGCCGUGUAGUUAAAUAGCCCUGUUGCCGUGUAGUUCAUUAGCCCUGCUGCCGUGUAGUAAAUUAGCCCUGCUGCCGUGUAGUUAAAUAGCCCUGCUGCUGUGUAGUUCAUUUGCCCUGCUGCCGUGUAGUUCAUCAGCCCUGCUGCCGUGUAGUAAAUUAGCCCUGCUGCCGUGUAGUUAAAUAGCCCUGCUGCUGUGUAGUUCAUUUGCCCUGCUGCCGUGUAGUUCAUCAGCCCUGCUGCCGUGUAGUUCAAUAGCCCUGCUGCCGUGUAGUUCAAUAGCCCCGCUGCCGUGUAGUUCAAUAGCCCCGCUGCCGUGUAGUUCAUUAGCCCUGCUGCCGUGUAGUUAAAUAGCACUGCUGCCGUGUAGUUAAAUAGCCCUGCUGCCGUGUAGUUCAGUAGCCCUGCUGCCGUGUAAUUCAAUAGCCCUGCUGCCGUGUAGUUCAAUAGCCCUGCUGCCGUGUAGUUCAAUAGCCCUGCUGCCAUGUAGUUCAAUAGCCCUGCUGCCGUGUAGUUCAUUAGCCCUGCUGCCGUGUAGUUCAAUAGCCCUGCUGCCAUGUAGUUCAAUAGCCCUGCUGCCGUGUAGUUCAUUAGCCCUGCUGCCGUGUAGUUCAAUAGCCCUGAUGCCGUGUAGUUCAAUAGCCCUGAUGCCGUGUAGUUCAGUAGCCCUGCUGCCGUGUAGUUCAGUAGCCCUGCUGCCGUGUAGUUCAGUAGCCCUGCUGCCGUGUAGUUCAGUGGCCCUGCUGCCGUGUAGUUCAGUGGCCCUGCUGCCGCGUAGUUCAGUGGCCCUGCUGCCGCGUAGUUCAGUGGCCCUGCUGCCGCGUAGUUCAGUAGCCCUGCUGCCGUGUAGUUAAUUAGCCCUGCUGCCGCGUAGUUCAGUGGCCCUGCUCCCGCGUAGUUCAGUGGCCCUGCUGCCGCGUAGUUCAGUGGCCCUGCUGCCGCGUAGUUCAGUGGCCCUGCUGCCGCGUAGUUCAGUAGCCCUGCUGCCAUGUAGUUCAGUAGCCCUGCUACACACCAUCACUGAACCCCCAUCCUCUCUUCCUUCUCCCCUCCAGGGACUUCAAGAGUAAGAACGUGAUGCUGCGGACGGACCUGACGGCCAUCAUCGGAGACUUUGGGCUGGCGGUGCGGUUUGAGCCGGGCAAGCCCCCAGGGGACACUCACGGCCAGGUGAGUGGGUCACCAUCAGUCCGUCCCAAAUGGCGCCCCAUUCCCCAUAGAGUUGACUACUUUUGACCAGUGAACAAUAUUUCAGACAAGUAAAUCGAUCAUACUAACUGUGAACAAAGAACAUCAUGGAGACACUGCUUUAAAGCUAGCUCAUGUACUCACAUGACAAGGAAAAGGAAGUGUGUGAGUGUAUGUGCAUCCGCUUGUGUGUGUGUGUGUAGGGGACCUUGUCUGACAGCGUUUUGUCCAUCCAGGUGGGUACCAGGCGCUACAUGGCGCCGGAGGUCCUGGAAGGGGCCAUUAACUUCCAGCGGGAUGCCUUCCUCAGGAUAGACAUGUACUCCAUGGGCCUGGUGCUGUGGGAGCUGGUGUCACGCUGCAAGGCGGCCGAUGGUGAGUCACACACUAACACACACACACACACACACACACACACAGGAUCAUACUUGCCGAUUUAUCGUCAAUCAUACCACAUUGGAAUCAGGCUGAGAACUUUUAAUGUAGUGUAAUUGACAAAUGAGAACACAAGAAUGUUGAUAGCUUGUGGGUAACAACAUAGCAUAGCCUAUUGGGGUUCCAUGCUAAGACGUUGCUAUUGUGUUGUAUGGUCAGGCCCAGUGGAUGAGUACAUGCUGCCGUUUGAGGAGGAGAUCGGCCAGCACCCGUCCCUGGAGGACUUACAGGACGUGGUGGUCCACAAAAAGAUGAGGCCGGUCUUCAAGGACUGCUGGCUCAAACACGCUGUGAGUAUGCCAGCUCUGUCUCCAACUAAGAAAGCCGUAGGUCAAUACUGGGAUGUCCUUACAGCAGUACAGUUUGAUUCACAUUUCCCACAAUAUGUCACCCAGGCGUGACUUCAACGCAUAAACAUGUUUAGUUAAGUGCUGAGAUGUUCAUGUCCUAACUGAUGUGUCUCCCAGGGCCUGGAGUCGAUGUGUGAGACUAUAGAGGAGUGCUGGGACCAUGACGCGGAGGCGCGCCUUUCGGCCGGCUGCGUGGAGGAGCGCAUCUCGCAGAUCCGCCGGCUGACCAGCCCCCCUACCUCAGACUGCCUGGUCUCAAUGGUGACCUCUGUCACCAACGUGGACUUGCCACCCAAAGAGUCCAGUAUCUGA
Messenger RNA from Coregonus sp. 'balchen', 3549 nucleotides. The record is from the annotation of a GenBank genome assembly. Lineage: Eukaryota; Metazoa; Chordata; Actinopteri; Salmoniformes; Salmonidae.